This is a messenger RNA of Tuber aestivum (summer truffle), 3149 nucleotides long. The record is from the annotation of a GenBank genome assembly. Lineage: Eukaryota; Fungi; Ascomycota; Pezizomycetes; Pezizales; Tuberaceae.
ACGCGCACCAUUCUUCAACCCAAGGUACGGUACCGAUAGUCUGAUUCCCGAUUCGUGGAAACAGCCGCAAUCAGCUCCUUCAGUCGGGUCAUCCACAUUUCUAUUACCGGUGCUUUAGAAACCACCGAGAAGAGAGCUCUCGCCAGAAAAAAGCACCAAACGUCCGAAAAAUUGUACCUGGGGGCUGUCAAUUCCAAAAAGGUCGGAGGUUGUGCUACUCCGCUUGAAAUACCGUUAUACCUGAGCACUGAGUACAGUACCCUACUCCACAGGUAUCAUACUGGUACAAGUACGAGUACUCGGGUAGAGCCAUCACUAUACGGUACCCGAGUACCGGGUAAUCGUCCCUGGAACACGGAUACAGCAGACAGUCCCGGCAUGUACCGGCAGUGAGAACUGCACCCCGAGCACUUGUAACGUCUACCCCGGCUAGCACCCAAUCCUUUUGACAAUAAGGCUCACCCAAUCACACCCGUGAGCUUGGCACUUUUGGUCUCUCCGCAACCCCCCAGCCCCCCGACGGCCCUACCCCUUACCCACCGCUCUCCCACAUUGCUCCUCUCCUACCCCAAGUUCAACCUGCGCUGCCGCUCACCCUGCGAUACCGGCAGUGGUCCUUUGAGAAGCGAGAUUAUACCAUCGUGCUCCCUUUCAAAAUGCCUAUCGCGUCGCCCUUUCCCACAAUUGAUAUCCCCCAGAAGGAUAUACAUUCUUUCUUGUUCGAAAGGGAGGAUAGACCUUUCCCAGAAGACCAAGGUGAGUUGACCCAGUGUGACCUACGACGGGAAUCGAAUCCUCUGAUCCUUCUGACAUAUGACAGUUGUUUAUAUUGAUGGGAACACGAAACGCCAAUUAACCUAUGCGGACGUUCGAGAUCAAGCAAAGACUUUCGGAACCGGUCUCAAGUCCCACUGGAGUUGGCGAAAGGGUGACGUUUUGGCAGUUUAUAGGUUCGCUACCGGAACUUCACUAAGAAUUUCACCCUAUAACUGUGCUUCGGUGGUACUAAUGCCUUCCCACCACUCUUCUUUCCAUUUUAGCACCAACCAGAUCGACACACCACCGGUAGUAUGGGGAACUCUGUGGGCUGGCGGCGUCAUUACAACGGCGAACCCGGGCUAUGGGGUGGAGGAGCUUUCCUUCCAGCUUAAGGACUCAAGUGCAAGGGCCCUGGUGACGUUGGUUGAUUUGCUCCCGAUUGCUAUACAAGCAGCUGCAAAUGCGGGAAUCCCAAAGGACCGGAUCAUCGUUUUGGGCGAUAAAAGGACCAAAGAACACAGACACUGGAAAGAUAUUACUGACCUGAGCACGAGUGCCAAGUGGAGGAAGACGAGAAUCCUGAAUCCGGAGGAAGAAUUGGCAUAUUUGGUAUAUAGUAGCGGAACAACUGGCCUACCCAAGGGGGUGAUGCUGAGCCAUAAAAACAUCGUCGCAAAUCUCGUGAGCCGCCCUCCUCUCGCUGCCCCCAAGAGAUAAAGGCGGGGUUAUAUAUUAAAUCUUCACUUGCAUUCUCGACCAUAGCUUCAAUUUACGCCCAAUGACCCACUGGAUUGGACGGAGGAUAGGUUGGUUGCGUUUCUGCCUUUCUUCCAUAUAUACGGAUUGACUUGUGAGCUUCUUUCAAGGCCUUGUGUACCUUGGGAACAGGAACUAAUCUUUCCAGGCCUAAUGCAUCACGCAAUUCUACGGGGGCUACCAACGGUGGUAAUGGAUCGCUUUGACCUGAAUAAAUUCUGUCAACAUAUCCAGGAUUAUAGGGUCACUUUUGCAUACGUGAGUUGAUUGGCGCAGGGGCUCAGGUCAGUUCGAGUGAUUGACGUCUCUGCAGCUUGUGCCACCCGUGAUCCUUCUUUUGGCAAAGCACCCCGAUGUAGCCAAAUACGAUUUCAGCAGUCUCAAGAUGGUGAACUCUGGUGCUGCGCCGCUCACCAGAGAGUUGGUGGAGUCUGUGUGGGCCAGGCUGAGGAUUUCUAUUAAGCAAGGUUUGUUCCGCGCCACCGGAGGGGCGGGCGGUAGUACUACGAUGGAGCUGCUAACUGAGAAUGGCUUGAGCCAGGCUACGGGCUCUCUGAGACUUCUCCAGUGACGCACUCUAUGCGAUGGAGUCAAUGGAGAUCACACGUUGGGAGUGUUGGCCCAUUACUUGCUAGUAGGUAUAUUUUGUCCACUCCCCUUAGCACUGCCACUAAUUGUUCUUGUAGAUAUGACGGCAAAGUAUGUCGAUGAAGAAGGGGUAGAAGUUCCUGCCGGCAAACCCGGAGAACUUUGGAUGGCUGGGCCUAAUAUUAUGAUGGGUUACCUUAACAACCCAACCGCAACCGUCAAUGCCAUCACUCCGGAUGGGUUCUUUAAGACUGGUGAUGUCGGAUACCAAGAUGGAGAUGGAAACUUUUACAUCACCGAUCGUGUCAAGGAAUUGAUCAAGUAUAAAGGUUUCCAAGUCGCGCCUGCUGAACUCGAGGGUUUAUUGUUAGGACACGAAAAGGUGGAUGAUUGUGCCGUCACCGGCAUUUACAGUCCUAGGAUAGCAAGCGAAGUACCCAGGGCAUACAUUACCCUUAGCGCCGGGGCGGAGCGGAGUAAAGACACAGAGCUGGAAUUGAUCAAAUAUGUCGAAGAUAGGGUUGCUCAACACAAGAGGUUGAGAGGUGGAAUCAGAUUUUUGGAUGCAAUUCCGAAGUCUAUCUCUGGAAAAAUCUUGAGAAGAGUUCUAAGGGAUAUUGCCAAGGAAGAGGACGAGGGAGAGGCGGUUCCGAAGGCUAAGCUCUAAAGGGAUUCUGUUUCAAGACCUCGAGGAUGUCUCCGUAGAUUAUUCGUAUAACGUGGUCCGGAAGUUUUCUUGGUUAUCCUCUGUUCAUGUUAGUACAGCACCCUCGCGUGAGCUAUAGUACGCCCGAUACAGUUGUAUCGAUCAAGUACCCUCUCGGUCGAGUAAUUAAUUAUAAUGACUUUCACGAGGUGUUGGGUCGUCCUCAAUCCCGGGAAGUAAAAGAGAGGAAUACAAGACCUAAGUUACCGACACCACCUGUAUCGCAGGGACAUCAUACCGAAGCCUAUGAUAGGUCUAUCCAAGCACAGGGAAACCCAUCUGCAGGGAGGCAAUACCCCACUAUAAUAGUAUAGAUCUGCUUCUCUAGUGAGGCAGCAAG